CUGCUCUUUCUCUGUCUUUUUUCAGCUUAAACGAACAAACAAAAAUAUUAAACGUCGAUAACCUUUUAGCAUUUUGAUUGUAUAGGGACUUUGAAGUCUAAGCCUCAUGAAUUGCAAUAAUAGCUUUAUUACAAUUUCAUCCGACUUGAUGAAGAGUUAACAUAAACUGCAGCUUUAAAAUGAAAUCGUUUAUAAUUUUAACUUUAAUAGCACUUACCACUGCUGAAUGGACCCUUAAAACGCAAGAUGAAUGGCUUAAAAUUCGAGAAGAUUGUAAUACCCGUUUCAAUGUACCGAAUGAAUUGAUAGAAAAAAGCAAAAACGAUAAAUAUCCACCUAAAGAAGUUUUAGCAAAUGUUUUAUGUUAUUUAAAAGGUUUGGAAAUUUGGAACGAUUCAGAUGGAUUCUUAGUCCAUCGAAUUAUGAUUGGUCUUGAAAAUGUUGCAAAAAAGAUUGAAAAUUAUAAUGCAAAAUUAUUGCAAGAAGGACUAAAGAGCUGUAUCAAUCAAAAUAGCGAAGGAACUACAACUUUUGAUGGAGCAUAUCGUUGUUUUAAGUGUUUUAUUGAUAAUACAUUAUUUGUUUGAAGCUUUGAAGAAGACAUCUUUUUACCAGGAAUAAUGAAGAAAUGAUGAAGGAAUCGAAUACGAAGGAAAUAUUUAUAAGCCAGAAGUGGUAAAAUUUAUAUUAAUUUUUUAAAUAUUUCUUUUAAUAAUAAUUCAAAUUUAUUCAACAUUUUACUUUUGUGAUUACAAUUGUAUUUUUUCCAGUGCAUUUAACAAGGACAAUAAAACAAAUACCUCACCAAGAAAAGGCCAUUGAGAAUUUGAAAUUGUUGAUCUUUUA
Messenger RNA from Episyrphus balteatus (marmalade hoverfly), 846 nucleotides. RefSeq lists its product as uncharacterized. The record is from RefSeq and is a predicted model, not a curated record. The coding region runs from base 180 to 587 and encodes 135 amino acids. Lineage: Eukaryota; Metazoa; Arthropoda; Insecta; Diptera; Syrphidae. The transcript has 2 exons. Gene Ontology annotation, biological process: sensory perception of smell. Gene Ontology annotation, molecular function: odorant binding.